CGGAGGGAGGGGCGGGGCGUUCUCGUCUCGCGGCGGCGGAACCGGAAGUGCCGGGCGGUCACGUGGGCGGCCAUGGCGGAGCCGGAGCUCCGCGUGAACGCCGCGUUCGCCGAGCGCUACGGGCGGUACCGGCGGCGGGAGGAGCUGCAGCGCCUGCGGGACCGUUACGGGGACACCGCGGACAGCGGCGACAGCUCCAGCUCCGAGUCCAGCGGGGACGAUGUGGCCCUGGACCCCCGGCAGGAGCGGGAGUUCUACCGGACCCUGGCGCUGCUCAAACGCGCGAUCCCCCGCAUCUACCGGCAGGACAGCACCUUCUACAGCCAGCACGACUCGGAGGAGGAGGAGGAGGAGGAGGAGGAGGAGGAGGAGGAAGAGCGGCCCCGGCCGAUGUUCCUGAAGGAUUACGAGCGCGCGGUGCUGCUGGAGCAGGAGGGCAAAUACGUGGAUGAGGAGGAUGAGGAGGAUGAGGAGGCGGCGGCCAGGCGGAGGAAGGGUUCCCAAAUUCCCACUUUCUCUCCCCAUUUUCUCCCCCCCCCCAGGCCCAGGCCUGCCCCCAGCUACGCCGAGGAGCAGCGGGCGCUCAAGGAGAGCUUCCGAGCCUUCAUCGCCGACAGCGAGGAGGAGGAGGAGGGGGGGGGAGGGGCCCUGCUGCGGCCCCGGGUGCGGAACCGGGAGGAGAAGGCUGAGGAAGAGGAGCAGUACCUGCGCUGGCUGCGGGGCCAGGCCGAGCCCCCCCCGGAGCCCCUGCAGGACCUGGAGCCCCUGCAGAGGUUCUGGUCGGACCCGGGGCUGGAGCCGGGCGAGCGCUUCCUGCGGGAUUACCUGCUGGGCCACGGCUUCCGCCAGGAGGAGGAGGAGGAGCAGGGGGAGGAAGGGGCGGCCCUGCCCCCCCUGCAGGACUCCUCGGACGAGGGGGAGCAGUUCCUGCAGCGGCAGCAGGACUUCGAGCGCCGGCACAACUUCCGCUUCGAGGAGCCGGGGGCGGCCCAGCUCCAGACCUUCCCCCGCCUCAUCCCCAGCUCGGUGCGCCGCCGGGACGAGCGGCGCAAGGAGAAGCGGGAGCGGACCCGCGAGAGGAAGAGGAAGGAGCGGGCCCGGCGCCGGGAGGAGCUGAAGCAGCUGAAGAACCUGAAGCGGCAGGAGCUGGCCGCCCGCCUCGCCCGCAUCCGCCGCGCCUCCGGCUCCGCGGCCUUCGGCCUCAGCCGCUCCCUGCUCCAGGAGGAUUUCGACCCCGCCCGCCACGACCAGCUCAUGGCCGAAUGGUUCGGGGAGGAGUUCUACGGGCGGGGGGAGGAGGAGAAGCCGCAGUUCGAGGAGGAGGAGGGGCUGGAUGAUGAUUGGAACUGGGACACCUGGACGGGGCAGGAGGAGGGGGAGGCGCAGAGGGAGCCGCACUGCGAGGACCCCGACUUCGUGAUGGACGCCGAUUACGCCCCCGGGGCCCCCCCCGAGCCCGCGGCCCCCCCGGGCCGGGCCCCCCCCGAGGUUCCCUUCGGGAAGAGGCGGCGCCGGACGCGCUUCCGGGAGGCGCUGGAGAGGGAGAAGCCCCCGUGGGACCCCGCCUCGGGCCCCUUCGAGCAGUACCUGGACGAGUUUUACUCCCUGGACUUCGAGGACAUGGUCGGGGACCUCCCCUGCCGCUUCAAGUACCGCCGGGUCCUGCCCUGCGACUUCGGCCUCACCACGGACGAGAUUCUGGCGGCCGACGACAAGGAGCUGAACCGCUGGUGCUCCCUGCGCAAGACCUGCAUGUACCGCUCUGAGCAGGAGGAGCGGCAGGACCAGGCCAAUUACAGCCGGCGGGCGCAGAACCUCAGCAAGAAGCACCAGAUCCUGAGAUCCCUCGUGGCUGACCCCGAGGAGGAGGAGGAGGCGGCGCCGGCGAAGCCGAAAUUUGGGAAGAAACGCCGGGAGAAGAGGAAGCGCCAGGAGGAGGAGGGGGGGGGGGAAAGGGGAGCCCCCAGCGACCCCCCCCGCGGCCCCCCAAAACCCCGGGGGUCCCCGGCGGCGGGGGGGGGCCCCGCUGGGCGCGGCCGUGCGCUUGGGGGCCGCGAGUUCAGCGGGAAGAGGCUGGAAGCCUUCGGCCUCAACCCCCGGCGGCUCCGGUACCGGCAGCUGCAGCGGGGAAAGGAGGGCGGGGGGAAAGCCGGGAGAAACACCGGGAAUGCCGGGGAGAACCUCGAGAAAAAACCCGGGAAAAACACCGGGAAAAAUCCCGGGAACGCCGGGGAAAACCUCGAGAAAAAACCCGGGAAAAACAGCGGGAAAAACGAAGAAAAUCCUGGGAAAAGUCCCGGGAAAAUCCCCGGGAGCACCGGGAAAACAGCAGCCAUCAAUGGGAAAAAACAGAAACGCAGGAAAAACGCCCCAAACCCCCAGGAAAACACCUGA
Molecule: messenger RNA, 2394 nt
Organism: Haemorhous mexicanus (house finch)
Lineage: Eukaryota; Metazoa; Chordata; Aves; Passeriformes; Fringillidae
Gene: KRI1
Product: KRI1 homolog
Biological process (GO): endonucleolytic cleavage in ITS1 to separate SSU-rRNA from 5.8S rRNA and LSU-rRNA from tricistronic rRNA transcript (SSU-rRNA, 5.8S rRNA, LSU-rRNA)
Cellular component (GO): nucleolus; 90S preribosome
Source: RefSeq, a predicted model, not a curated record